GGUACCGGAUGGACGCGCGCUGACCCAACUCUCGUGACACACUUCCUCGUUCUGUACGAAUGCACCAAUGGGUACAGAAAUCUUACCAGAGUUAAACUGACUGCCAUCAACUUCGCUUCUGGCACCAAAGAAAAUACCGAUAAGUGACUUGUUCGUGGUCGUUUGAAAGGGAGGACAAAAUGAAAUUGUCGUUCAUAUUUGAACUACUUCUCAUUUUUGUGUUCAUCGCAUUCGCAGCAUCUGCUGUAAUAGAUAAAAGAGGCUAUCAUAACAGGAAAACUGAUGUCAAAAAGCAUGCCGGGCGUAAAUCUAUUGACAAAAGGAGACAAGGAUCCAGCGGCACAAACUCGAAUAGGUAUUGCAGCUGUAACUUGAAGCUGUGCAAUUGUUGUAGAGAAUUCAAUUUACCCGUCGUAUCCUUGCAAGGACCUGGAUGUGCUUCCUUACAGUAUCUUAAGGGUGACCGUCUGGCCAUUUCAAUGAGCUUUGGCGAGAGGAUACUGACGAAUACGACAAUAUCAAGUAGAAAACCGCAGCCAGUUUGCAUGCCAUUACCUGGGGGUAUAUCGAAGUUUUGCGGACGAAUUUACAAUAUAGGACGGAAAGGGGACGAUUUCCAGGCUUGUCUCGGAUUGGAACUUCGAUCAUUGAACAACAUCGAGGCCUCGCUCAGGGUGUCCUGCUUCAAAUUCGGCCCCAAAGGACUCAGGGUCGAGCCAUCGCAGCCUCUUCCAGUGGUGGAGGAAGAAGAGGACGAUGACGAUGACGACGACGACGAGGAUGAGUUCGAUUUUGACGGCGACGAUGACGACGAGGACGAAGACGAUUCCGAGAAUGACGUGGAGGCCGCCGAAUACGGUGGAUUCAGCGUGUUCGACGACGAUUUCAUCGACCAAUACUUCGAGUCCGAGAGCACGGGUAACAAGAAGAAGCAGCCGGUGAAGAAACAACCGCCUCAAAUUACCAAAGCACCUUACAAGAAGACAACCAAAGCUCCUGUGACCAAAGUACAACGACGAAAACCUGUUAAGACUAAGGCUACCCCGAAACCAAAGCCUAUUCGUGCUUCCGUUUUCACGAAAAGACCAUCCAAGGUUCCAACCUCAGCAUCUACCACUCCAAUUCCCCUCAAAACGUCAUCCACCAUGAUGACUUUCUCAUCCACACCCAGUGAGAUAACUGAAAAAACAAAUGUGUUGGAAGACAAUGCUGAACCAGUACCUGAACAAGUGACCAACUCCACUGAAGUUUCACUGAUUAAAAACGAAAUAAACACAGAGACACCUGAUCAAAUCAUAGUACAAAACACCAUGAUAACAACAAUGAAAUCCUUUACUGAAGCAACAAACACUGACGCUGCAACAACUACCACACUUACACCUACAACAACCUCCAAACAAGAUGAUGACGAUUCCAUCGAAUCCAGUGGUAGUGAUGAGAAUCCAAUCGCUGAAGUAGUAGAAGACAUGCUGGACGAGAGUGACGAAAUAGUCGAGAAAAAGAACUCUACCCUUAAAGGCAGCAUCAAAACUGCUGCCAACUCUUCAGCUGUUGCAGAGGAAUCGGAUGAUGUUUCGGAAAUUCUUGAUGGGGUUGUUGAUACCAUAACGGGAGAAGAUUCUGAAGAGGACAAAGCCGAAAAUGAUGACGACGAGGACGAGGAUGACGACGAUGAUGAUGAUUCUUUGGAAGACGAAGAUGAGGAGGAUGAAGACAGAAGGCGAAGGAGGAGGAAAUUGGAACUGAGAAAAAUUGGAGGCAGACGAAGCAGGGAUAUGUGGUUGGAUAGAUUGCACUGGUGAAAUGGAAGUACGAGUCCUCACAGAUUAAUGAUAUUAAUUUAUUGAAUUAUUUAUUUAUUUUAUUUAUUUUUAUUUAUUUUGCUUUAUUUAUUCACAAUUGUAAAUAUAUGUAUCAGAACUUCCAUAUCGAUUAUUAAUAAAUUUGGAGUUGUUUUAAUAA
Messenger RNA from Coccinella septempunctata (seven-spotted ladybird), 1962 nucleotides. RefSeq names its product nonsense-mediated mRNA decay protein 2. The record is from RefSeq and is a predicted model, not a curated record. Bases 180 to 1802 code for a protein of 540 amino acids. The transcript has 4 exons. NCBI's taxonomy places the organism in Eukaryota, Metazoa, Arthropoda, Insecta, Coleoptera, Coccinellidae.